GCUCUACUUGGCGCCAUGUGCGAAAGUGUUGACAGUUCAUAACAAGCGAAAGCUCGGAUAGUUCGUCAACAUGAGCAGGUUAACAACUGAUAUUACACUAGAAGAUAUUGACGACUGGUUCAAGAUAGGAAAGGAAGCAACACAGAAGAAGUCCACGAUACAGUCUGUGCCACGAAGCUUCACUGGAGGCCGGGACUACGACCCACGAACUGGAACUGUACAUGGAGUGCAACAAAAUGACUUUUCAAAGCAUCUUCCAACCUAUAAAAGGAAUGUGGCGGUGGACCAACACGAGUAUGCUGAGCGGAUCCAAGAGGAGGAGAAACAACAUCUCCUGCAGCAUUAUCAGCCCCUGCAGGUUGGGCCGAUGUCUCCUGGUGGGGAAGUGGUUGGGGGGAUGGAGCAGCUGGAACUAGACAGCACCGUGGCGGGGUCCGUGGGGAUGCCGGAGGACCUGGUGCCUCCUGGAGCCACUGAAGUCUACAACAACUACCACUUUGCCCACAACUAUGACAAGAAACUGCCCAUCACAAACCACAAGGAACAGCUGUUGAGCACUAUAGAGAGUAACCAGGUGACAGUGGUCCAGGGUUCCACCGGCUCUGGCAAGACCACGCAGGUGCCCCAGUACAUCCUGGAUCACUAUGCUCAGGAACACAAGCACUGCAACAUCAUCAUCACACAGCCUCGUCGUAUUGCCGCAGUCAGCGUGGCAAGGAGGGUAUGCUCCGAGAGGAACUGGACUCUUGGAACGAUCUGUGGAUACCAGAUUGGCCUGGACAACAAAACAUCGGAGGACACUCGCAUCACCUACUGUACAACUGGGGUACUGAGAGAGAAGUUGAUUAAGACGAAAAAUAUGCUGCAAUACACACACGUGAUCCUUGAUGAGGUUCACGAACGAGACCAGGAGUCGGAUUUUGCCCUGUUGAUUGUGCGGAAGUUGCUGCGUACCAACUCACAACAUGUCAAGGUCAUCCUGAUGUCGGCCACCAUAGACUCUGACCAGUUCGCCGAUUACUUUGCCCUGCCAGUCCGCGAUAGCCUGGAACCGGCGCCGGUGGUGAGUGUUGAGGGCCGAGUGUUCAGGGUGCUGGAGUUCUACGCUGAUGAUCUCACUCCGGCACUUGGACAGCUCCCUGAAUUCGAUGAGAGUAAGCCUGAAUUAAGUGAGGAGAUCGAGGACAUGGCUGUCAAACUCAUCUGUGAGUUUGACUCACUGGAACGCAAAGAGCAAGGGCUGGACAAAGACACAAACUUUUCCCCUGUCCGCGGAACCGUACUGUGCUUUCUGCCAGGUUAUGGUGAAAUCUCGGAUUUGUACGACAAACUGAGAGUACAUGAAGCAAAACACAACCUGAAAGUCAUCCCUCUACACUCCACCAUCACUCAGGACGAGCAGAUGAGGGUGUUUGAGCCAGCUCUCAAGGGGCAGCGGAAGGUGAUACUGUCCACCAACAUUGCUGAGUCAUCAAUAACUGUUCCAGAUAUCAAAUAUGUCAUCGACUUCUGCCUGACCAAGAACCUGGUGUGUGACCCCAUGACCAACUACACCCAUCUGAUAGUGGACUGGGCAGCCAAGGCCAACUGUACCCAAAGAAAAGGUCGAGCUGGUCGUGUUUCCAAUGGCCGCUGCUACUUCAUGGUGACCAAGACAUUCUUCAGCCAGUGUCUGCCUGAAUUUGGAAUACCAGAGAUGCAGCGCUGCCCACUAGAAUCUCUGGUUCUAAAGACAAAGAUAUUCAACAUGGGAGAGCCGAGACGUCUGCUGGGUCUUGCCCUGUCUAUUCCAAAACUGGACGAUAUUGAGAGGACUAUCCUCAACCUCAAGGAGGUGGGUGCUCUAGCCACAUCGUACAACGCACCAAACAGCCGGUAUGAUGGAGACCUGACUUUCAUCGGGAGGGUACUCGCGGACCUGCCAGUUGACAUACGUAUCGGGAAACUGCUUGUUCUUGGCCAUGUCUUCUGUCUUCUGGAAGAAUGUCUUAUCAUUGGGGCAGCACUCUCUCUCAAAAGUAUCUUUGCGAGACCUUUCAAGGCUAAACUGAAAGCUUUUGAGCACAAAUACAGCUGGGGAGCCUUUUCCUUGAGUGACUGCAUUGCGAUCCUGAACGCUUACAAGGUAUGGGAGAACAACAAGAAGCAUCAUGCCUUCAAGCGGACAGGAAUGACGGAGAGGAAAUGGGGAGAAUCUCACUUCAUUCAGAUCAGAAGGAUCAAUGAGGUGUCUGAGUUGAUCCGGGAACUAGAGCAGCGGCUGGAAAGGUUCAACAUCCAGAAGCCCGUCAGACAACCACAAUUCAAAGGGGACUACAACUCAUCCAAGGAGAGGCUGCUUCUCAAGCUUGUUCUGUGCGGGGCCUUCUACCCAAACUACUUCCUGCGGGGAGAAGUCGAUGAAGGGGAUGCUAUCAGGACACUGUCCAACCACGAUCCCAUGAACACUGUCGCAUUGAAGGGACUGCCGGCCAAUCAGGGCAUGCUGUACAAGGACAAACUGCAGCGUAUCUUCAGCGAUUGCAGUCGGGACCCGCCUCCCAUCAUCAACUUCGAGGAAACAAAGGCUUUCAUCCAGUUCCCAUGGAAGGGCAACACGCUGUGUGAAUCUCGGGUACACAAGGGCAUAUACAUGGCCAUCAAACUCAGGUUGUUGCGGAUACCCAUCGAGGUGGAGAUGUACACGCGGGAAGAUGCUAACAUCAUUGCCAGCAACCUGCACCGAGCUCAGGACAUGGUGGCAUCCCAGGGGCAGCUCCGUACCAACAGGCUAAAGGGGUCCACUCAGCAAAGCCUUGGUCAAGUUGUGGAGCCUCCCAGGCCCUCGGUGUCAGGAGUCCUGGUCAUGGUCACUGCGGUGGUGGAGUUCGGACACUUCUGGGCACAGUACUACACGGACUUGGCCAUGAAUCAGCUGAAACACGUGCAGGACCAGCUUAACAGCUCCACUGCCUUGAUACAAGUGACCGGGUUUCUGGCGCCAGGGAGUUACUGUGCUGCCAUCUACCAGGAUGAGUCCGUCGCCUUCUACCGGGGCAGGAUCGUGGAGGUCCGGGGAAACAUGGUGCAGGUGUUCUUUGUUGACUAUGGCAACACAGAGACGGUGUCUCGAGAUCACAUAAGAGCAUUGCCUUCCGAGCUGCUGGAAAUCCCCUUCCAGGCAUUUGAAUGCUACCUGGCUCACAUCCGGCCGUCAAGUCUGAGGUGUCCUGAUGGUGUGUGGAGCAAGGAGUCGACAACAUGGUUCACUAGAGAGUACGUCAACAAGAUUCUGUAUGCCCAGGUGUUUUCCGUGGAGAGGAAUGCCUUGAGGCUACAGUUAAUUGAGAAGACGUCAAACAAUCAGCAAGUUGUGGUCAAUGAAGAUGUGGUCAGAAAAGGCUUUGCAGAUGUUGCUGAGGAAUCAUUUCUGUCCAAGCAAAACCAUGACGACCGCUGUGCAGAAGCAAUGAGUAUGACAGUAUCUCCAGAUAGUGCAUUGUCGGGACAGAAGGAAGAAUGGAUGAAUGUAGAAAUGCCACGAGAAACAAGAGCUGCCCUCAAGGGUUCCCAGCGUAAGGUAAAGCUGAUAGGUCCUCACAGUCCUUUGGAGAUGAGCUUCCAUAACAUGACGUUUGUAGGCAGACUGAGAGGCUCAAGGAUAGAUCAGGACAGUAUCAACUCUGUAGCCAUAGACGACGAGCCACAGAACAGCCAUGCCCGUAUGAUGGUUGCAGCGUUUGUUGGUCUGAAUCCCCAAGCGUCCGUGAUGAUGGCAAGGGACACGACGAUCAUGCCGCUGAUACCCGGCCUACCAGCCCUCAUGUGUCUACUGUUUGCUCCAGUGGCAGAACUCAGGUGA
Messenger RNA from Haliotis rubra (blacklip abalone), 3841 nucleotides. RefSeq names its product ATP-dependent RNA helicase TDRD9-like. Bases 71 to 3841 code for a protein of 1256 amino acids. The record is from RefSeq and is a predicted model, not a curated record. Lineage: Eukaryota; Metazoa; Mollusca; Gastropoda; Lepetellida; Haliotidae. The transcript has 32 exons. Gene Ontology annotation, cellular component: intracellular anatomical structure. Gene Ontology annotation, molecular function: RNA binding; ATP binding.